Molecule: messenger RNA, 1532 nt
Organism: Diuraphis noxia (Russian wheat aphid)
Lineage: Eukaryota; Metazoa; Arthropoda; Insecta; Hemiptera; Aphididae
Gene: Ndc1
Product: Nuclear division cycle 1
Biological process (GO): nuclear pore organization
Cellular component (GO): nuclear pore transmembrane ring
Molecular function (GO): protein-macromolecule adaptor activity
Source: RefSeq, a predicted model, not a curated record
AUUUUAACGGUUGAGGCUUGAGUUUAAUUAAGUAUAUUACAUAUAAAGUAAUACUUACGAAUUAAUCUAGUUAUAAAACUUCUGUUUAUUGUUUGAAAUUAUAAAACAAAAACUAUCGUUAAUAAAAUAUAUUACAAUUCAUAAGUUUCAAGUUAAACGAUAAAGAAAUGUACCGUUAAAUAAAUUUGCAAAAAACCAACAAAAUGACGUCGAAUUCAAACAUUUUUUUAACAAGGACAUUUAAAUCUACACUCAGUUCUUUAUUAUUCACGUAUGUAACAGCGUUCUUAUUAUCACUUCGGUCGAUUCUUAGCUUCACAUUCAGCUUGUAUUCAUUAUUGUAUAUGCCGGCUGUAUUGGUAGCUGUUUUAUUGUUCAUUAUAACCAGCUCGCGUAGGUAUGUGAGAUCCAAAUCACCUUGUACAAAUCGUUUUAACAAAAUUGUCAAAGGAUUUUCGAUUCAAACUACAUUACCAGCGGCAUUGAUUUCGGUCAGCACAUGGUUUCUGUCUAAUAUUAAUCCAUUCUGUCAAGAUGAAAACAUUUGCCAUGUACUCAAUAUUGGAWGUGCUCUAGCUGGCGUUUUAUUCCAUUAYGAAAAUGUUUACUUUGAACAAGACUUUCACUUUCCAAUCAUUCAAACCACAAAAUAUUCAAUGUUUAUGUCUAAACUCUCAGAGAUUAUAUUUAAGUCAAUGAAAAAAUCAUUUUUGUAUCUAUUAUUCAUAUUUAUUCCGUUAUAUGUGAUUGAACCAAAAUUGUGUUCUAAUGUUUAUUUUUUUGUGAUUCUAUGGUUUUCAAUAUCAUUAGUCUUAUACUUGUUUUAUUCAUUUGAGCACAUUUUAUUCUUAACUAUGACUGAACGUGUUAUAUUUCCAAUUGUGACCGUAAAUCAAGACGAUAAUUGUUUACUUAAUGCUUUGAAUGUUGAUAAUAAAAUUAUAAAAUCAUUAGCACUUUAUGAUCUUUAUCAAGCUACAAUUAAAGAUGCAGAAAGAAGAAAAGACAUAUUUAGCUUAAGUUUUGCGGGAAAUGUUCCUCAGAGUUGGAAAAUUAUAUUUAACUAUUGUAUAAAUAACAUAACAUCCACCACGGAGGACAUGAAAAAUUUAGUUAACCAUGUACCACUUAAGUUAAUCAAUCGGCGAAAUAUAAGCAAUGCCAGAUUAAUACAUAUUAAUGGUAGUAUCAUUAACAAACCAUCUGAAGAAAAUUUAAAUCAAAAUAGCAUAUUAUUAAAGUUUUUCGAAAAAUUCUGGCUGUAUAACUACUUUUUUGGACCAUUGGAUAAAGAUAAAUUACUAGAAGACUUUGAAGCAACAGUUUGGUGCUGUUAUAUACUUUCAAAUUUAGCUGUAGUUUCAUUAAAGGAAGAUGAGUAUGGUGUAGUCAGAGAACAACUGGGGAAAAUUGUUAGUACAAUUUUGGAUUUAAAAAAUCAACUAGACGUCCAACAAAGGAAUUUUAUCAACCAGAAGACCAAGAAAAUUGAAUACUUAAAAACACAUGUUAAGACUUGUGCUGUGAUAUAA